AUGAAACACCACCGGUGUGUGAUCCAGAUCGGGGUGAUCGCAAAUGGUGCACGUCUCACCAGAUCCGCUCCGGGUCCUUUAGAUACCAUUACCCUUUACUACCAGAAUGUGGGGGGUAUCAAUUCCUGCCUGACCGACUACCUGCUCGCAACUUCGUGUUCCUGCUAUGACGUCAUCGCCUUCACGGAAACAUGGCUGAAUGACCGCACACUAUCAAGUCAGAUCUUCGGCCCUGAUUACGCAGUGUUCCGCUGUGACCGUAGCGCCCGAAACAGCAAAAAGUCCAGUGGAGGCGGGGUACUACUUGCCGUGAAGUCGAAUCUUCCAGCGCAGUUCAUCGACAACAAUUCCUGGUGCGAUCUGGAACUUGUAUGGAUUCGCAUUGAUCUUGUAGACCGGAAAUUGUACGUAUGUGUAGUGUAUCUGCCACCCGAUCGCUCAAGAGAUGUUGCCCUCGCCGAGUCGUUUUCUCGCUGCAUCUUCGAAGUUAGCUCCUUCUGCGCUCCUGAAGAUGACUUACUAGUCAUUGGCGACUUCAAUAUGCCCGGUUUGAAGUGGUGCUCCAUCCAUGGCAGCUUUCUGUACCCAGACCCAGCACGCUCUACUUUUUCGGCGCCUUCAAACAUCAUAUUGGACUCCCUGAGUGCAGCGACCUUGCGCCAGAUCAACGAUGUGGUGAACGAAUACGGUCGUACGCUGGACCUCUGCUUUGCCAAUGAUGGACCUCGUUUACCGACCAUCGAAGUCGCUCCUGCACCGCUUGUUAAAGUAGUCCCACAUCACCCUGCUCUCAUGGCAUCACUCGAAGUAACUAGGCUGAACGCUGCAGUAGAAAAACCAGUGACCUUCUACCUCGACUUUAAGAACGCCAACUUCGAUGACAUCUCUCACAUUCUAGGCACUAUCGACUGGGUAUCUGAGCUUGAUCUUUCUAAUCCCAACGCUGCCGCUGAUACCUUUUCACACAUUCUGAAUUACGUCAUCGAUCGCCACGUCCCAAAACGCUCUAACAGCAGAAAUAUGCGAAUCCCUUGGAUCACGACUGAGCUGCGACAACUGAAGACGGCAAAAAGAUGUGCUCUUCGAAACUACAAGAAGCAUAAAUCAUCGCAUACUAAGGAUAUAUAUCGUAAACUUAACUCCGUUUAUAAAAAAGCCAGUGAACGUUGUUACCAUAACUAUCUACGUCGCGUACAACGUAACCUCAAGACUUGCCCGAAAUCGUUUUGGAAACACGUAAAAAGUCAGCGGAAAGAACCUGGCAAUUUCCUGCUACCUCCGGUGUGCCUCAAGGUAGCCAUCUCGGACCGAUUAUUUUCCUAA
Uranotaenia lowii is the source of this 1323-nucleotide messenger RNA. RefSeq lists its product as uncharacterized. The record is from RefSeq and is a predicted model, not a curated record. The transcript has 3 exons. NCBI's taxonomy places the organism in Eukaryota, Metazoa, Arthropoda, Insecta, Diptera, Culicidae. Gene Ontology annotation, molecular function: catalytic activity. The coding region runs from base 1 to 1323 and encodes 440 amino acids.